This is a messenger RNA of Salvelinus namaycush (lake trout), 1344 nucleotides long. Its product is annotated as gamma-aminobutyric acid receptor subunit pi-like. Bases 1 to 1344 code for a protein of 447 amino acids. The transcript is spliced from 9 exons. Gene Ontology annotation, cellular component: GABA-A receptor complex; neuron projection; membrane. NCBI's taxonomy places the organism in Eukaryota, Metazoa, Chordata, Actinopteri, Salmoniformes, Salmonidae. Gene Ontology annotation, molecular function: neurotransmitter receptor activity; extracellular ligand-gated monoatomic ion channel activity; GABA-A receptor activity. The record is from RefSeq and is a predicted model, not a curated record. Gene Ontology annotation, biological process: nervous system process; chemical synaptic transmission; signal transduction.
AUGGCUGACAAGAUGUUAGAGAACUCGCUGCUCAGCGCUGAAGUGAAAGAGGGAGAGAUUCUGCCUCCCACCAUUCAGAAGCUGAUGAAAGGAUACAACAAGUACCUCAGGCCUUUUUUUGACAAUGGGCCAGUGACUGUGGGCAUGAGUUUGGACAUUGCCAGCAUUGACACCAUAUCAGAGAUCAACAUGGACUACACGGCCACUAUCUUCCUGCGUCAGCGCUGGACAGACGAGCGCCUGGUGUUUGAGGGUAACAAGAGCCUGAGUCUGGACGGCAGGCUGGUGGAGCUGCUCUGGGUACCAGACACCUUCAUCGUAGACUCCAAAAAGUCCUUCCUCCAUGACAUCACUGUGGAGAACAGGCUGAUCAGGAUCUUCCCCAAUGGAACGGUGCUCUACGCCCUGAGGAUCACCACCACUGUGGCCUGCAACAUGGACCUGACCAAGUACCCCAUGGACAAGCAGACCUGCACUCUGCAACUGGAGAGCUGGGGCUACAACAUCAAUGAUGUGAUGUUCUACUGGACCAGAGGGAAUGAGUCGGUCAGUGGUUUGGAUACGCUGCGCCUGGCUCAGUACACAGUAGAGGACCACUACACCUCUGCGUCUGAGGCCAUCUAUGAAACAGGCCACUACCCCAAGCUGAUCUUCCACUUUGAGCUGAAGAGAAGCAUCCUGUACUUCAUCCUGGAGACGUACGUUCCCUCCAGCCUGCUGGUGGUCCUCUCCUGGGUCUCUUUCUGGAUCAGCCAGUCUUCCGUCCCCGCAAGGAUCUGUAUCGGAGUGACCACGGUUCUGACCAUGACCACGUUAAUGAUGGGUGCCAGGACGUCCCUGCCCAACGCCAACUGUUUCAUCAAGGCCAUCGACGUGUACCUGGGCAUCUGCUUCAGCUUCAUCUUCGGAGCCCUGAUCGAGUACGCCGUGGCCCACUUCUGCACCCUUAACCAUCCCGACGCCAAUAUUGUCAUGUACGGUCACCAGAUGGGAGGCUUUGACGAGGAGAUGAACGGCAUGGUCACCACCAUCGCCGCUGAAAACAACAGGGCCAAGAGGCGUAAGGAGAAAGCUGCUGCAGAUGAGGUGGCCUUAGCGCCCACAGCUGACCUGGAACUUUGCCCCUCCAGCCCCACUGGCAGUGAGCCCAAGCCUGAGGCCCCUGAGGAGCCCCCCAACCGCUGCCUCAUUGUCCUGGUCUUCCUACGCAAGGUCCUGCGCAAAGCUGCAAACUGUUGCCAUGUGGAGAAUCCCCACUUAAUAGACAAUUACUCCAGGAUGACCUUCCCCCUUUCCUUUGUGUUCGUCAACCUCCUCUAUUGGACAUACUACCUGUACUUGUAA